CAAUGCGGGGACUGCCCACCUCCAUCCAUCCUUCUCCAUCCUGCCAUCAUCACCUCAACCCUUGGACUCUUUUCUGAGACAACAGACAACUCAGAGCUGAUCUUACCUAUUCAAAGACCUAUGAUGGGUCGAGCGGUGCCGCUAAGCUUUAGACUGCAUCAGCUGUGUCAGCACCCAUCCUUGGGACGAUAUUCGCUGCUCUGCCGGCUCCACACCGCAAAUUAUUUAUAAGAUGACAUUGCUUCCCAGUCAACAUCGCACUUCACUUGAUCCCCAAAACUUACACCACGAUGCAUCUCACCCUUCUCGUUUGCCUUCCUCUCCUUAUCUACCUCACCAAAAGCAUCCUCCAACUCCUUUAUACAACAUGGAAAAGCCCCUCCCUGACCUCCAUCCCGGGCCCUUUUCUCGCCCGCUUCACCCGAUUCUGGUACUUCAGCAGAGUCUGGAAAGGCCACUUUGAGGCCGACAACCUCAGUCUCCAUGCGCGCUACGGCCCCGUCGUGCGGAUCGCCCCGGGCCACUACAGUAUCAGCGAGCGGACCGCCGUGAAGACGGUCUAUGGCACGGGGAGCCGAUUCCCCAAGUCCGCCUGGUACGAGGGCUGGAAGCAUCCGUCGCCUGAUCGGUGGACUCUGUUCCCGGAUCGCAACAUCAAGAGACACUCCGAAACCCGUAAGCGAUUCUCUAGCCUGUACUCGAUGAGCUCCCUCCUCCACUAUGAAGAGUUCGCCGACCAAUGCGCCGACAUCUUCCGCGACCGGCUCACCGAGUUCGCGCGGAGCGGACAAGCCGUCGACCUCCACCACUGGCUGCAAUGUUACGCCUUUGAUGUGAUCGGUGAUAUCACCUUCGGCCAGCGCUUCGGCUUCCUCGACAAAGGCGAAGACAUCGAAGGCGCAAUCAGCGCCCUCCAGAAAGUCAUGGCCUACAGCACGCUGAUCGGCAUCUACCCCGAAUGGCACCCCCGCCUCUACGAACCGCUCAGCCGCUUCACAUCCACCGGGCCGGCAGGCCGAUCCUUCGUCAUGCGAUACGUCGGCGCCAAGAUCCAACAACUGAACGAGCAACGCAAGAUCGACCGACCGAAAGACGAAGCCACCGCCACCCCGCUCAAAACGCAAGACUUCCUCGAAAAGAUGGCCCUGGCCCGCGACAAAGACCCCGAAAAAGUCACGGACUACCACCUCUUCAUGAUGGGUAACUCCAACAUCAUCGCCGGCUCCGACACCACCGCCAUCAGCCUGUCAGCCAUUUUGUACCACCUCCUACGCAACCCGGCCACGCUGGCGCGUCUACGCCGGGAGAUCGAUGACUUUACGGCCCAAAACCGCUGCAGCGCCCGCGUGACCUUCAAAGAAAGCCAGGCCAUGCCGUACCUGCAGGCAGUCAUGAAGGAGGCGAUCCGGCUGCACAGCGCGACGGGCCUGCCGCUGUGGCGCGAGGUGCCCGCCGGCGGGGCCGAGAUCAGCGGAUACCACUUCCCGGAGGGGAGUGUCGUGGGCGUGAACACCUGGGUCGCGCAUUACGACGAGGGAGUGUUCCCCGAUGCGCGGGGUUUCCGGCCCGAACGGUGGAUCGAGGCGGAGAAUGGGGAUCCGGCGCGGUUGCAGCUGAUGAAUGAGAUGUAUAUGCCCUUCGGCCUGGGCUCGCGCACGUGUCUCGGGAAGCACAUCUCCAUCCUCGAGAUGUCGAAGCUGAUCCCGCAGAUGGUCCGAGAUUUCGACUUCCAGCUCGUCAACCGCACGUGGGACACGGAUAACAAGUGGUUUGUGAAGCCGCUGGAUUUUCUGGUGAAGGUGUCAGUGCGGGAGAAAGGGCCGAAGGAGAUGCUGUGAGGGGGAGGGGGUUAGCAGUAGCCUCGGUAGAUACCUCAACAACGUAGUCAUGACCUAUAUAGCAUGAAGAGAGAUUGAAAGUGAC
This is a messenger RNA of Aspergillus aculeatus ATCC 16872, 1923 nucleotides long. Its product is annotated as cytochrome P450. The record is from RefSeq and is a predicted model, not a curated record. The transcript is spliced from 4 exons. Lineage: Eukaryota; Fungi; Ascomycota; Eurotiomycetes; Eurotiales; Aspergillaceae. Bases 291 to 1838 code for a protein of 515 amino acids. Gene Ontology annotation, molecular function: iron ion binding; monooxygenase activity; oxidoreductase activity, acting on paired donors, with incorporation or reduction of molecular oxygen.